Molecule: messenger RNA, 474 nt
Organism: Aspergillus luchuensis
Lineage: Eukaryota; Fungi; Ascomycota; Eurotiomycetes; Eurotiales; Aspergillaceae
Exons: 1
Coding region: 1-474 (157 amino acids)
Biological process (GO): transmembrane transport; carbohydrate transport
Cellular component (GO): membrane
Molecular function (GO): carbohydrate:proton symporter activity
Source: RefSeq, a predicted model, not a curated record
AUGAAGCCCGCUUUAGGCCUACGUGGCACCAAGCUCAACAUUGGACACAUCUGUACGGUCAUUCUCCCGGCCUACAUCUGCUUCGGUUAUCUCAUGGCUGUGACAUCGGGCAUCGAAACUCGGCAGUCAUGGGUACACACAUUUCCUCAGAUGGACACUGUUAAUACGACAGGCCCCAAAGAAGCAGAGAACUCUCGAAUCAAAGGCACAGUGACGGCAAUCUUCAACCUGGGCUGUCUUUUCAGUGCCCUUAGUUGUAUAGUCGUGGGCGAUAUCCUUGGUCGUAGGAGAACGUUCAUGCUGGGUCUGGUAAUUACAAUCGUCGGCUCAAUACUCCAGUCGAGUGCAUUCUCCUUGCCACAGUUAACCAUCGGGAGGUUUGUUGCUGGAUUCGGCUUUGGUGGCGUGACUGCUACUGGGCCGAAUUGGUAUGAGGACCACUCCCAUUGUACAAGUUGGAUUUUCCCACGCUGA